This is a messenger RNA of Hyla sarda, 2119 nucleotides long. RefSeq names its product amine sulfotransferase-like. Gene Ontology annotation, molecular function: sulfotransferase activity. Gene Ontology annotation, biological process: sulfation. The record is from RefSeq and is a predicted model, not a curated record. NCBI's taxonomy places the organism in Eukaryota, Metazoa, Chordata, Amphibia, Anura, Hylidae. Bases 448 to 1350 code for a protein of 300 amino acids. Gene Ontology annotation, cellular component: cytoplasm. The transcript has 9 exons.
GCACAGUGCUCUUGUGCACACGGCACGCCUAAUUUACAUAUCCCCACCCCCUGCAUCCCCCCCUUCUACUCUGCGAGCUGCAGUAAAGAUUGUGAGAGGAGAAAUCUGCACAACACCACCACAGGAGGAACAAUCAUAUUUAGGGCACGUCAGCUCUGUACUCCGACAUUCCUCCACUAUGUAUGGCACGAGGGAGGCAUCACAUGACUACGAGCCUGCCAGGCCACGCCCACUUCCUCCCUCACCGGACCACCGACGACUGUGCAGACUGAUCAGCCUGAAUAAAGAUCAUCAAUGAAUCAGCAAAUACAAACGACAGGCAGAACACCAGGAAAUUGUUGCAAAGUUUAAAGGUUAAAUCCGUCCGAUAUAUAUACUUAUAAUCUACUCCAUAAACUCUCGUUGCUUCAUCCAGUUGGAGAUACCAAAUCUGCCUAAAAGGCGACAAUGGACAGAGACGCUGUGGAGGAAGCCCUGAACACUGCAUUCUUUAAAUAUAAAGGCACCUACUUUGAGGCUGAUUAUACGUCACGUAAAAUCAUAGAUGAUAUAGAACAUAUGGAAAUCAGAGAUGACGAUGUGUUUCUUGUCACCUACCCGAAAUCUGGCUCAGUUUGGUCUCAGCAAAUUCUAAGCCUGAUAUUCAAUGAAGGUCAUCGAAACGGAACAGAACAGAUUGACAAUAUAGAUCGCGUGCCCUGGGUCGAGUAUAAUAUCAACAACAUUGACUUCAAAAGCCGCCCAUCUCCUCGUCUCUUCUCGGCUCACCUGCCUUAUUAUCUGAUGCCGAGAGAUCUGAAGUAUAGGAUGGGGAAGAUUUUAUAUGUGUGCCGAAACCCAAAGGAUGUCCUGGUGUCCUUUUAUUACUUCUCCCAAUGUAAUCCAAAGUUAAAAUGUUCAAUAGACUGGGAAACAUUCUUUGAGAUCUUCAUAUCGGGGAGAGUCCACGGUGGUUCGUGGUUCGACCAUGUCAGGGGCUGGUACACCCACAAAGAGGAUUUCAACAUACUGUUUAUGACAUAUGAGGAGAUGAAGAAGGACCUUCGAUCUGCUGUAAAGAAAAUAUGCAAAUUUGUGGGCGUGAACCUUGAUGAGAAAAUGAUAGACACAGUGGUGGAAAAGGCAACCUUUAAGAAGAUGAAACAGGAUCCUGUCGCAAAUUAUUCCUUCCUUCCUGACGACGUUUUAGACAAAAGUAAAGGAGUGUUUCUACGUAAAGGGAUUGUUGGUGACUGGAAAAACAUAAUGACGGUGGCGCAAAGUGAAAUGAUUGAUCAGAUGUACAAGGAGAAGAUGGGAGAUCUGCCAAUCAACUUCUUGUGGGACCUCGGUGAAGAAUCUGCCUCCUAGAGUUCUGUUAUCUUCAUAACAACCAUGGGUGGACUCUGAUAGGAAAGACCCCUGUGCAGGACCUGUGUUGAAAACCUAAAUUUAUCAGUAAACUCUCCCAAAAACGGACACUCACAUGGAAAAAAGUGUCCGCUAUUGAGAGAUGUCCCCUAUUGGGGAAAAAAGGAUCACAUGUUUUUUAAAUGACUGAAUACUGUCCUGUACUCACUCCAGAGUGUAAUUACCUAUAAAAUACAAUAAAAAGCAAUAUUACAGUAGAAUCUACCAGUGGCUUUAAAUCUCCCCUUAUCAACACCCUGUACCCUUAUUAUCCCCCUUGUGACAUUUUGUUCCCCCUCUUGAUCCUUCCAAUGACACUUUAUUCAUCCCCUCUUAAACCCCUCUAUGCUACUUUAUUCCCUCUUUGCCAAAUCAUCCUUCCCUUACCCCCUUUGCCACAUCAUUUCCCCCUAAUCCCCUCCUGUGCCUUUUCAUUCCCUCUUUAUGCUAUGUCCUUUGCCAUAUUCACCCCCCCCCCCCCACCCCUUGUGCCACAUUACUUUUCUCCUUGCCUCUUCCCCCUGUUGUUCUUCUUACCUGGCCAGCAGGUUCAGGUGCAGGGCCUCUGAGCGGGUUUGACAUUCUCCUGAAAUCCUCUGCGUUGCUCUCACCGUAAGGUUGUGAGGAGUGAGGGCUGCCUGCAGUGACACUUCUGAUAUCACGUCUCAGUGCCCACAGCCAAUGUCGACGCUGCUAACAGUAAGGGAACCACAGUGCAUGUCAGGAAAAU